UCGGCCAGUGUGUAUUUCCCGUGUUCGCGACGUGGUGUUUUCCAUGCGGUCUCCAUAGACUUUAACGAUUUCGCCGAUACGCGGUGUUUCUUUUGCGUCCGUUUUUGUUUUUACUGUCGUUUCGAGUCAAAUAUUCUAGUUUGCGCUCGCCGUAUUCGAAAACGACUAGACGGACGUUUAUUGUAACAACACCGGAAAAAAAAAACCAAUCUCCAUUAUAAUAAUACAAUUAUUAUUAUUAUCAUACAUGAUCGACGCGUACGUUUCUUGCAAUUGCGCUGAUAUAAUGAUUUCUCAAUGAUACAAUCGACAAUAAUAUAAUAAUAUGUAUCUCAAAAUCAACGUUCCACCCGUCUUCAAACAGAUGUUCGCCGCGUCCGGACCUCUGAUUGUGACGCUCGGUUCCGGGAUGACUGUUGGGUUUUCGGCUGUGCUUUUGCCCCAGCUCAAGGACGAUCGAUCGACUAUCAAAAUUAGUAGCCAUCAAGAGUCGUGGAUAGCCAGCAUGGCGGCGCUACCGAUGGCCGUGGGUAGCGUGCUGGGCGGCGUGGCCAUGGACAGGCUGGGCCGGAAAACGACCAACCUGCUCAUCUGCGUGCCGUUCGUGCUCGGCUGGACGGCCGUCUCGAUGGCCACCGGCGUGAAUGGCGUGUACGUGGGCCGACUGCUCACGGGCCUGUGCACGGGCCUACUCGGCCCGCCGACCGCUGUUUACAUUGCCGAGGUGAUGGAGCAGCGUUACCGGGGCGCCGCACUGGCCAUGAUCUCGUUCUCGGUAUCGGCCGGUAUACUGGCCGUGCACGCGAUGGGCACGUUCCUGGGCUGGCGUCUGGUGUCAGCCCUGUGCUCGACCGUGCCGUUCGCUGGUUACGCGCUCAUAUGGUUCACGCCCGAGUCGCCCGCCUGGCUGCGCGAGGACGAGGACAGGCGCCGCCGCCGUAAGACCGCUGCAGCGAUCGGCGACCACGCGAGCGAAAGUGUGCCGCCGCGGCCACCGCUGGAAGUCGACACGCAACCGCCACCGCCGGCCGCCAAGCCGACGGCACGUCAGUGCUUCGGUAGACCGUCGUUCUUAGGACCGCUGGCCGUGUUGUCCACGUUCUUUUUCGUCCAACAGUUCUCGGGCGUCAACGCGGUUGCCUUCUACUCGGUAACGCUGCUCAAGCGCGUCGGGCCCGACCUCAACGAGUACCACUGCACCAUGGCACUGGACGUCAUCCGACUGGCCGUAUCCGUGUUGGCGUGUGGCCUGACCAAGCGGUACGGCCGCCGACCGCUGGCCGUCGUGUCGGCCGUGGGCACGUGCGCAUCGCUGCUGUGUCUGGCCGCCUCGGUACGCGAUCCGGGCCCGCAAGCCACCGGUAGCGCGGCCGUCCAAGCGAUCCCGGCCCCGGCGGCUACCGCCAGCAUGACGCCCGUCCUAUCCAUCGUAGCGUACAUGGUGUUCGUCAACAUCGGACUGGUGCCGUUGCCUUGGAUCAUGUCCGGCGAGAUGUUUCCCGGUUAUUGCCGCGAACUCGGCAGCGGCCUGUCCACGUGCUUCGGGUUCGUUAUGUUCUACGCGGUGAUCCAAAUCAGCCCUUAUCUGCUGACCAACAUCGGCACGUCCAUGACGUUUUACAUUUUCGGCACCGUGUCUGGCGUUGGUGCAUUAUUCCUCUAUCUAUGUCUACCGGAAACCAAAAACAAGUCUAUGGAAGACACGACGUAACGAAUCGUGAAAUAAACGACAACGGUCUUACAAGGAAACACGUAACAUUACCUAUUGUAAUGUUUCUGAACAGAACCGUGAACGACAAUGGUCAAACGUAGACGUUAUUUAACAUUUGUCCGGGAGAUCUCACUCGGUGUAUGUUGUGGUUAUUCGAGUCAUCGGAAAUAAACAAUAAUAUUAUUACCAGUUUAUACCAUUAUAUGUAUUAACCGUUCAACAAUAGAUUAUUAUUAUUAUAUCUACUUCAACUUCAUAUAUUUUGUGUAUUU
This is a messenger RNA of Rhopalosiphum maidis (corn leaf aphid), 1983 nucleotides long. Its product is annotated as facilitated trehalose transporter Tret1-like. Bases 326 to 1711 code for a protein of 461 amino acids. Gene Ontology annotation, cellular component: membrane. The record is from RefSeq and is a predicted model, not a curated record. The transcript has 5 exons. Gene Ontology annotation, biological process: transmembrane transport. Gene Ontology annotation, molecular function: transmembrane transporter activity. NCBI's taxonomy places the organism in Eukaryota, Metazoa, Arthropoda, Insecta, Hemiptera, Aphididae.